ACGAAGCUCACGAUUGGAUGAUGUCUUCCUCUCCAAUCAGAGUUUGACUUUGAAGGGACACUGAGUUUGGUUUGGAGUAUACUGCACGAAGCUGACAAACAUUAAACUCCGUGACUACACUCGGUCUUUUUCGUCCGUACUGGCACGGCGUGUGAGGUUCUAGCACGAAGUUUGCGUAAAACUUUUCCACCAUGGGACGUAUGCACGCACCUGGAAAGGGUAUUUCCCAGUCAGCGCUUCCGUAUAGAAGAAGUGUCCCAACAUGGUUGAAGUUAACUUCUGACGAAGUUAAAGACCAAAUUAAGAAGCUAGCUAAAAAAGGUUUAACCCCAUCACAGAUUGGUGUUAUUUUGAGGGAUUCGCAUGGUGUGGCACAAGUAAGAUUUGUAUGCAAUGAAAAAGUUGGAAACAAGAUUCUCCGUAUAAUGAAAUCCGAGGGUUUCACUCCUGACCUUCCGGAAGAUUUGUACUACCUUAUUAAGAAGGCUGUUGCUAUCCGCAAACAUUUGGAAAGAAACAGGAAAGACAAGGAUUCCAAGUUCAGACUUAUCCUUGUUGAAUCAAGAAUACAUCGCCUUGCAAGAUACUAUAAGACGAAGAGUGUCUUGCCUCCCAACUGGAAAUAUGAAUCAAGCACAGCAUCUGCUCUUGUGGCUUAAAUGGUUGUAGAUGCCUGUAAAUGUUAUAAUAAAAACAAAUAAACUUGAUGUAAAGUCCUCAAAGAUCUUAUUCCAAUUCACCAAGCUUUAGAAAGGGAAGAUAAUUAUUCUAGUGAGGUUAUAUAGUUCAAGAAGAAUUCAACAAAUUGAUCAUUUCUGAACUAUUAGGUAUACUUUUUAAUGCAGAUUAGUGAACCAGUAUCCUCUAGAACACAGUAGUGUCCUUUUGAUUUCGUGUCUUCAAUGGUACAUCUCUUCAUCUUCUGCAGUUUCUGCCUCUGUCCUUUUUGGUGUUUCUUGUUCUUCCCAUUGACCUUUCAAUCUUCAAAUCUCUUCUGGCUUUCCAGGUCAAAAAGGUGUCACUUCAAUGCCUUCUUUUCGGUAUCCGAUGUAACUAGACGCUUCUUCUAACUUCUGUUACCAGUAAUGUGUUGUCCAUGAGGCUGCGGACGCUUUAAAACAUUUUCGGUGUGUGACCGUGACAGUGAAAUGAACAAGAAUUUUAGUGUUUGUGAAUAAUGUGUAAAAGGAAAUUAAGGAAUAUAAUUAUAUAUCACUUCAGUAAAUUUCUGGUUACGGUUUGUUCCAUACUUUUUCUUUGUUAUUAUCUGAGAACAAGUAGAAUGGAUUUGAAAUGUUAUUCACUACACAUUAAAUUUCUGGCUGAGGCAAAUACAGCUUUCCUUUAAAAUGAAGGUUUAAUGUAUAAUUCCUCUAGCUGAUUAGGAAAAGCUCUGGCAGGUGGAUCUUGCUAGUUAGUGAAGGGAAUAAGUUAUGUAGUCACAUGUCGUCCAUACCCCCAAGCAUUUGAAUUCCACUAUAAGCCCAGGCGUGGGGGACAACGUUAGCUGGUUGACAGCCAAUCAACCCAAAAUGCCAAAUAUACAUACACUGCAUAAAAAAUUUAAUGCAAUUACACAAAAAUUAUCCAUUGAUAAGAAAAUGUGCUAUGCAUCUUACACCUUGUAUUGAAGACUAAUUAAACCUUAUUGUGUAUUCUUUUUCUUUAAAAAUGCCCUUCGCUUAUCUAAUUAAAUAUAUAAUUUUGUUACCUUAACAUAAACGGCACAUUGUUCAUUUUCCAUGGAGUACAGAAUUAUUUCAAAUAGAAAAACUGCAUUGCACCUGUUUUCUUUCCAGUUACUAUUAAUUUGUUAUUACAGAACCAAUUUGAAACUUUUGAUAGGUUUCUUUAUUGCAAAGAAUAUUUGAAUCCGUAAAGAGAACUGAGCUAAGAUUCGGAAUUGUCAAGGGCAUGUUGUUUACAUAGAGUUGAAAGAGAAUUGAUCCCAAGUGCAAUUUGGAAGGUGUGUGUAUAUAAUGUCCCGCUUUCCAGUAUAGUAUUUCAGCUCUGGUUGUUGUUUGAUGUGUAUUAAGUCAUAACAAGACAUAAGAGAAAAACACUAAUGUGAAAUGGCACACCACCACUUUGCAAUUUCUAAUAAGAAAGUGCUAAUACUUGACGCACAUCAACACAAGACUCAUGUGGCAUUGGCCUAACCAACCUUGAGCAAUACAACAGAUUCCUUAAGUAGUUUUGAAAGUAGAAUGUUAUGAUCAAUGACGUCAAAAGCUUUUAAAAGAUUUCAAAAUAGUCCAGUAUGUGCUUAGUUUUGAUCCAUGGAUUAAGCAUCAUCUUUAAGAAAAAAGAAAUAUGGCUAUUUCCGUAGUUUAAUUUUCUAAUUCCAUGUUGGCAAUCUGAAAAAGCUUUGUGUUUACUGAGAAAGGUUUCACUCGUAUGUAAAAAUUUCUUGACCCAUGAGAUCAGCAAUACUUAAAAAAUAUUAGUUCAAGAGACUAGCCACUGUUGUCUAUCAUUCACUUCUAUCGUUUUUUAAAACAACCUUCUCUACAAGGUAGUUAAUGUGGUCGUAUAUCUUACUAUAUUCCUCAUUGUUUGUCUUAUUUGAGCUCAAAAUAUCCUGAAUGUUUCAUGAUUUUAGCCUGCCUUAUGACUUUUCUUUACAAUGAAUUGCUUUUUUUUAAAAGUAGAGGUGGAAAUCGUGAGAUACAUUAUAAUGGUUAGAAAUGAAAAAAAAAGUUUUGUUGUACUUACUCGCCCUUAUGAAGGUACUUUGUAAGAAGUUAUGCAAUUGUGUGCUGGGAACAGUGAAUUUUCCGCAGAAAAACUCCUAAUAACGUAAAAGGGAGUAACUUCUGUUGGUAAAGAGAAAAAAACAUGGUGUUGCCAGAAUUAAUGUUUUGUGGAUCCUUGAUUGUGAAUCAGACAUUUUCAAAAUUUAAAAAAAUGUUUCCUAACUUUUUGAUUACUUUUGGUUGCAGGAUACUGUAAUGGAUAAUUACAGGCAUAGGUUUAAUUUUCAUUAAAACUGUGUUUUUCGAAAAUUGCAAAAAAAUCAAUUUUUUCUGUUAUUUCGUUUAUGUGCUGUCACCUUUUAGAAGGUUGUCUGUUGACUUGAUUUCGAUCUUACUUUUGCUGCUCUAAACAAUUCUGCAGCUGAACAAAUGUACAACGUUUUCAGAUUGCCCCACCAGGAUGUAGGUCUUGCUCUUUUACCACAUGUUCCCCUGCGAAAUAAUGUUUUUCCCCUCUCAUGUGUCUGAAAUACUGUAACUAACUGUAAUUGUUUUUAAAAUUCCUUUGCAUUUUCCAAUUCUCAGGUCUUCAUUUGUCGUUCUCGAUACCCAACUGAUUGUAAGGAUUCUUUGGUAUGACCACAUUUCAAAUGCUUCUAGUUUGUUCAUGUGUCUUUUCUGUAAAGUCCAAGUCUCUGUUCCAUAAAAGAGUUGAAAAUACAUUACACUUCAACAACCUUAUUUUAACACUUCAACUUACUUGCAGAAGACAUUUUUCAUUUUUUUAAUGGUGCUUCUUGCCUUAAUCUCAUCUGAGUUGUCAUUUACUUGAUUUAUAGUAGUGCCAAGGUAUUUAUAUCUCUGUACUAGUUAAAUUCCUUCUCUUGAUUAAAAGAUGU
This is a messenger RNA of Gryllus bimaculatus (two-spotted cricket), 3595 nucleotides long. The record is from the annotation of a GenBank genome assembly. Lineage: Eukaryota; Metazoa; Arthropoda; Insecta; Orthoptera; Gryllidae.